CUAGGCGUCAAUGACUUCCUGGUUGAGAUCCCAUGCUUGAUCUGUGCUUUUCAGAUCUUAACACGCUUGUUUUGCAGUUCAAAAGAACAUUUAUAUAAUGGCUAAAGACAAGACAAGUCCGUCUAAAAGGAAGAAGCUGAAUUCAGAUGUCAGCGAGGUUCAUGAGGAAGAAAUAAUGGACACUAAAGUCAAAAAGAAGAAGAAGAAGAUGGAAGUUGAGGAGGCUCCGGUACAGAUUGUGUCAAUCACAGCAGAUGAUACAAAACUGAAAAAGGAAAAGAAACACAAAAAGAAACAAAAGACAGAACAAAUUGAGGAGGCUCCAGUACAGGUUGUGACCAUCACAGCAGAAGAUAAAAAGCAAAAAAAGGAAAAGAAACACAAAAAGAAAGAACAGACCGAACAAAGUGAGAUUCCUGAUCCGCCCAAUGAGCUGGAGGGAGAGGAGGACCUGAGCCCCGAGCAGAAGAGGGUCAUGGAGAGGAAGAUGAAGAAGGUCAUGAAAAAGGAGGAAAAAAAGCGGAUUAAAGCUGAGGGAGAGACCGUACCGAAAACUGAAGCGGCAUCUGGACCCACUGGUCCUCAGCAGGCCUUACUGUACCUCACCUGCUGGUCUGAAAACCGUGCGGAGUGGAAGUUCCAGAAGAUCAGGCAGACGUGGUUACUGCAGCACAUGUUUGACUCCGAACAGGUUGCAGAUGAGAAGUUCUCCGUGCUGCUGGAGUACCUGGAGGGGCUCCAAGGAGCAGCCAAAGACACGACGGUGAAGAAGGCCAUGGCGCUGGUCGAAGAGUCGGGACAGGCACCAGAGGACAAAGAUGUCCAGCAGAGGGCACACAGAGCCAGAGAAGUCAUCCAGCUGCUCUCAUAACCCUCCACCAUCACACAUGAACUCCACAAGAAAAAGACUGAAGCAUGUUCGUGGGUCAGUGGACUGAAUGACGCCUGAUUAUCAAGCUAAAACCUGUUGUUUCUGCACCGGCCCUUUAAGGAAAAGAUGCAUUUUGAUCCAAUAACACUUAAUCAUUACAAUGUUCAAUCUAUUUAGGUUAACCUUUCUUUCCUCCUUUGACAUUCCUUGCGUGUGUGUCAUUGCCUCACCCAAAUGCUUUCAUAUAGUAGAACUUUCUCAAGUUUAUUUUUUUAUUACAAAUAGCUUUUUGCACCGUUGUGGACAGAUGAGUAGAGAUGUAAACCCCCCUAAGGAUACAACGGAAAGAUGAGAGUAAGAAGUCUCAGGAAUGUUUGUAGACAUGUUUAUACGUGUCAGCUCCAUAAUCUGUGAAGUCACUGAUGAGAAUAUCUUUCUCAUCCACUCAAGGUAUAAGCAUGAUACAUGUGUUUUGGAGCUCCAGCCCUUUAGUCCAUUUUCAAUACAUAAUAAUAAUAAUACAUUACGUGUGUGUUUAACUACUCAUUUGUGUAGACUCUGUUUUCCCUGCAAUUCACAUACAGUCUAUGCCCUCAACAGAUAUACAGUAGGUAUAGGAGAAGCAGUGGCAUCUUGCUCUACACACACUUAAGAGUUUUGACUCUUAAUUUUAGGAAGGAAACGGAAUCUAUUUGUAAUUUUAAGCUGUUGACACCACUUCCUGUAUUAUUAGAAAUGUAUGCAAAUACAGUACACUUAAUAUUCAAAGACAUUUAAAUAACUUCCUCUCACUGUAUCAAGACACACACAAAAAUAUCACCAUAUGCUUAUUUCUUUCAAGUUUUUUUUUUACCAUUACUCUUGUCUUUUGGUCUGACACACAUUUAAGUUAUUUAAUAAAAUGCUUAAUGUCCAGUUCAUUUAUCCUGUUAUAGAUGUUUUCUGAUGUACCUUCUACCUGGAGCAGGACAUCCAGUUUCUGUAUGCAGUAACCACAAAGUCCAGUACAGAAUAAAAAUCUUUACCUGCAAGA
This is a messenger RNA of Notothenia coriiceps (black rockcod), 1904 nucleotides long. It is a transcript of the gene chlsn, whose product is annotated as cholesin. The record is from RefSeq and is a predicted model, not a curated record. The coding region runs from base 98 to 871 and encodes 257 amino acids. NCBI's taxonomy places the organism in Eukaryota, Metazoa, Chordata, Actinopteri, Perciformes, Nototheniidae. The transcript is spliced from 7 exons.